Urocitellus parryii (Arctic ground squirrel) is the source of this 3609-nucleotide messenger RNA. It is a transcript of the gene Man1b1, whose product is annotated as mannosidase alpha class 1B member 1. Gene Ontology annotation, cellular component: endoplasmic reticulum; membrane. Gene Ontology annotation, biological process: mannose trimming involved in glycoprotein ERAD pathway; carbohydrate metabolic process. Gene Ontology annotation, molecular function: mannosyl-oligosaccharide 1,2-alpha-mannosidase activity; calcium ion binding. The record is from RefSeq and is a predicted model, not a curated record. Lineage: Eukaryota; Metazoa; Chordata; Mammalia; Rodentia; Sciuridae.
GCGGCCGGCUCCGCUAUGGCGGUUUAUUUUGCCUCUCGGACUCGGGCUUCCUGACACCGCCGGCGAACGGGAGCUUGCGGGCCGGCGCGGUCGCCAUGUACCCGCCGCCGGCGUCGGCGCCUCACCGGGACUUCAUCUCGGUGACCCUGAGCGUCGGCGAGAGCUACGACAACAGCAAGAGCCGGCGGCGGCGCUCGUGUUGGAGAAAAUGGAAGCAGCUGUCGAGAUUACAGCAGAACAUGAUUAUCUUUCUCUUGGCCUUUCUGAUUCUCUGUGGAUUCCUGUCCUACAUCCAUAUGGCAGACCAGUGGAAAGCUCUGAGUGGCAAGCCCACAGAAGAGCGGAAGAUGAUGCCAGAAGUCCCUGGAUUGAAGCCAGCAAACCCUCCUGUCUUACCAGCACCUCAGAAGGCAGACGCCAGCCCAGCGUUUUCCAAGAUGUUGCCUCAGAGGCCUCGAAAGCAUUUCCGGCGGGGGCCUCCCCACCUGCAGAUCAGAGCCCCCAACACGGACUCCAAGGCUGGGACACAGGGUGACACUAAGGAGCGGGCAGCAGCCCCGGGGGAUGCUCAUCAGAAAGAGAACACACAGCGGACCAUCAUCAGCUGGCGGGGUGCAGUGAUCGAGCCCGAGCAGGGAACUGGACUCCCUUUGAGAAGAGCAGAGGCCCCUGCCAAGCCUUCCCCACUGGUUACCAGGAUACAGAAAGAACCGGCACUCCUAAACGAGCGCCAGGAAGGGGUGAUCGAGGCCUUUCGACAUGCGUGGAAGGGGUACCGCCAGUUUGCUUGGGGCCACGACGAGCUCAGGCCUGUGUCCAGGUCCUUCAGUGAAUGGUUCGGCCUGGGCCUCACUCUGAUCGACGCCCUGGACACCAUGUGGAUUUUGGGUCUGAAGCAAGAAUUUGAAGAAGCCAGAACGUGGGUGUCACAGAAGUUAAACUUUAAGAAAGACGUGGAUGUGAACCUGUUUGAGAGUACCAUCCGCAUCCUGGGCGGACUCCUGAGCACCUACCACCUGUCCGGGGACAGGCUUUUCCUGAGGAAGGCUAAAGAUUUUGGCAAUCGGCUAAUGCCAGCCUUCAUGACGCCCUCCAAGAUUCCAUACUCCGAUGUGAACAUCGGCACUGGAGUUGCCCACCCACCCCAGUGGACCUCAGACAGCACAGUGUCCGAGGUGACGAGCAUUCAGUUGGAGUUCCGCGAGCUCUCUCGUCUCACGGGGGUCAAGAAGUUCCAGGAGGCCGCGGAGGAGGUGACAAGGCACGUUCACCAUCUGUCUGGGAAGAAGGAUGGGCUGGUGCCCAUGUUCAUCAACACGCACAGCGGCUCCUUCACCCACCUGGGUGUGUUCACCUUGGGCGCCAGGGCCGACAGCUACUACGAGUACCUGCUGAAGCAGUGGAUCCAGGGCGGGAAGCAGGAGACACAGUUGCUGGAGGACUACCUUGCAGCCAUUGAGGGGAUAAAAACACACCUGGUGAGGCACUCGGAGCCCAACAAGCUCACCUUCAUAGGGGAGCUCACCCACGACCGCUUCAGUGCCAAGAUGGACCACCUCGUGUGCUUCCUGCCAGGGACGCUGGCUCUGGGCGUCCACCACGGCUUGCCUGCUGACCACAUGGAGCUGGCCCGGGCACUCAUGGAAACCUGUUACCAGAUGAACCGACAAAUGGAGACAGGCCUAAGCCCUGAGAUCGUGCACUUCAACCUUUACCCUCCUACAGACAAUCUGGACGUGAAGGUCAAGCCAGCUGACAGGCACAACCUGCUGCGGCCCGAGACCGUCGAGAGCCUGUUCUACCUGUACCGCACCACAGGAGACCGCAAGUACCAGGACUGGGGCUGGGAGAUCCURCAGAGCUUCAACAAGUAUACACGGGUCCCCUCAGGUGGCUAUACAUCCAUCAACAAUGUCCAGAACCCCCACAAGCCUGAGCCUAGGGACAAGAUGGAGAGCUUUUUCCUGGGGGAGACCCUGAAGUACCUCUAUCUGCUGUUUUCCGACGACCAGAACCUGCUCAGCCUGGACACCUAUGUGUUCAACACAGAAGCCCACCCCUUGCCCAUCUGGGCCCUCUCCUAGGGCGGCUCCGGGCUGGGAUAGCUGAGGGGGUAGUGUGGCCUCGCCGAGCCUGGCAUGUGUCACGGGGCCCUAUGGUACAGGGCGGCUGCCAAGCGCCAAUGCUCCUGCCCCAGCUCUGGGCUCUCCUGGUCUCUUGCUUCUAAUUAGAGUGGUGUGAGGAACAAGAGCCCCAUGUGAGCUGGUGUGGGGUUCAGGGUGACCAGUUCACCAAGCACCUUCAGCCUUCAUCCUCAAGAAAAUCAAAUCACGACUCCUGACUCCUGUCCCUGAUGUCCCAGCAGACUGGCUUUCAGGGAGCUUCCUGAUGGCCCUGGGCCCUCUGGUCACCUUCUGAGGCUGCUGAGUCGUGUUCAGAGAGGAGCUGGAGGAGCCCGCCAGGCAGCUCUGCUCCAGCUGGUGGCCUGGGAUGUGCCCUGGCCCAUGGUCUGGAGGAACCUCUGUGGCCUGGCAGGCCGUGGCUUGGGGCCUCCCCGGGGGCCAGCCUUUCUUGGAGUGGGUGUUUACACAUUGGACUCAGGGAUCCUGUCUGCCUGGAGGGGCUUGCUGCGGCUGGGUGGCGGGUUCUUCCUGCUCCCAGGCCUCUGGAUGGAAAGGGACUUCUCAGUUGAGAUAAAACCCGCUUGCUACCAGUGUGGCAGCUCCUGUGUGUGGAAGGGGGUCUCUGGGCUGGGAAGUCUGGGCCGACCUUUGGGUAGCAGUUCUGGGUCUCCCCUCAGUGUCCAUCCCAAGGUCAGGACUCUUGCUGCCCUCCGGGUGAGAAGGGCCUGCUUGGGGAAGCCCUGCAGUGUGGUGACGUGGGUCAGUGGGGUCACCUUUCUGCCAGCUGGGUCCUGACAGUCUGCAGUGCCCUGAGGCUGCUAGCCAGCAUGUUCUUGGAGUGAGGUCUCUGAGUGGUGCCAAGCCUUGGAUACCAGGACAGUUGUCCUCAUCCUUGCCAUCGGCUGCAGGGUCCUUAUCGUCAGGCACAGGGUCCUUGUCACAGGGCUGGCCCUGGGCCUUGGCUGGGGUCCUCUGUUACAGACCAAGGUGGUCUCUCUGCCUGUCUGUGUUAACAUAAAGAACCCUUUGCUUUUGUCAUUUCUGGAAGUUUUCAACUGAAAAGCUGGAGCCCAGGCAGCACCCCAGGGCCACCUGAUAGGCUGGGACCUUCAAGAUCUUGGCCCCUUAGGCCUGGCAGGAUGUGUUCCCUGCCUGCCUGCAGCUAGGCCAUCCUGUGUCAGCUACCUGUGCUUCCCAGGAUGGCAGGUGCCUUCAGGGCCCUCUUCUGUUUCUUACACCCCAAGCCAACUCUGACCCCAGAAGUGUGUGCGUGGAAGGGCCUGGCUGCAACGUGUUCUUGGACCUCAGCCUUAUGGCUCCUGGAUUCACUGAGGACACCCUAUAACCUCCCCACAUUGAGGGGGUAGCCAUGUUCCCCCACAGCCCUCCUGGGCCAGGAGUUCCAUAUACUGAACAGGCAGGACUGGGCAGCAGUUGCGGCCUGCUGAGGGAUUGGAUGUAAGUGGGUCCUGAGCAGCCAAGUAAA